UGCUGGGCCAGCUCGGGUUCCUCCUCGCUCCUAGCACGGCUCUCGGGUGGGAUGAAGAGCUCAGCAGGCAGGUGAGCUCUUGGCUGUGAGGGUCUCUUUUCCUGCACAGCAUCAUGUCUGCCUGUAGCUUCCCAGGGUCAGACCAGCCUGUCCUUCACUGUCACGUGGGGUUAUCUGAGGUGAAACCAGGCAAGGGGAAGAGGGGAAGCUGUGGGUCUCCUGGAGUGGGGCUGUGAGGUGGGGAACAGCUCCUGAGGCUUGGUCUGGAGGUUCGAGCAAAGCGAAGCAACGUCCAGGCCCUGCCCUCUGGGGGUAGCAAGGUAAUCUUGGUGUGGGUCCUCUGUGCUUGUCUUCUGAGGACUCCCCCAGUCCUGAACUGGGCAUGAGGGACUGGGCCUGGGAUUGUCCCUUGUCUCUGAGCAUCCUUGGUGAGCCCCUGCCCUGGAACUGGCCCAGCAUCCUGAACACUUGCGCCUUCUCUGGUUUCCUCUGAGUCAGUCUCUCCGUCUCACUAUCCUGGCCCCCUCUCCUCUGGGAAAGACGAGAUGGGACUGGAGAGCGUCUACACCCAGCCGUGGAGGGCUGAGGGACCUGUGUCCCCUGCUGCAGCCCCACGGCCUCCAGGAGUGUGGGCUCAGCUCCUCCUACUCCUACUCUGCAUCCUUGUGUGGGACAUAGGAGAGGUCCUGGCUCUGCUGUGCAUGCAGGUGUCUAGCAGGGUUGGUGCAGGGAGCUGGGGUGUCACUCAGGGCUCUGAGAGGGUGCAGGGAGCUGGGGUGUCACUCAGGGCUCUGAGAGUGGCACCAGCACUUCCAGGAGGGCAGAGCCUCUCCAGGGAGUCCCCAGCCCUUGCUGUGGGACGGCUGGGUGCCUGGGCAGUGCAGCGGCCUGCCCAUGCUAAGCGUCUCUCCUCGCAGGUGCGGCACGGCAGGGAUGAGGAGCCGGCAGCGGAUGUUUGCGGCGGUGAUGCGCCUGCUCCUCAAAUGCCUGCGGCUGGGCCGGCGGCGGCGGUUUAAGCUGGUGCGGCAAGUGGAGCAGCUGUGGCACUACGGGCGCCUCUGCCUCCGUUCCUUGCUCUACAACUCCUUCACCAACAGCGACGUGGUGCUCGAUUCCCUCUUUGAGCCUGUCUACUGGCUGGUGGACCACGUCACCCGUUGGUUCGGUGUGGUGUUUGUGGCACUGGUGAUUGGGCUGACAAGCUCCAUAGUGGCCAUUGUGUACAUCUGCCUGCUGCCCCUCAUCCUGCAGACCUACACACCUGCCUGGAUAUGCUGGCACCUCGCCUACGGACACUGGAACCUCCUCAUGAUCGUCUUCCACUACUACAUGGCCAUCACCACCUCUCCUGGACACCCACCACAGGCCAAGGACGAUCUCACCGGCGUCUCCAUCUGCAGGAAAUGCAUUGCUCCCAAGCCAGCUCGCACCCACCACUGCAGUAUCUGCAACAGGUGUGUGCUGAAGAUGGACCACCACUGCCCCUGGCUGAACAACUGCGUGGGGCACUUCAACCAUCGCUACUUCUUCUCCUUCUGCCUGUUCAUGACCAUGGGCUGCAUCUACUGCAGCAUUAGCGGCUGGGACAUGUUCCGGGACGCCUAUGCAGCCAUUGAGAGAAUGAAACUGCUUGAGAAGGAGAGACUGCAGGUGGCUGCCAACCAGACGUACUACCAGACCCCACCACCCACCUUCUCCUUCCGCCAGCGGGCUUUCCACAAGAGCGUAGUCUACCUCUGGGUCCUGUGCAGCUCAGUUGCGUUGGCCCUGGGUGCCCUUACGUUGUGGCACGCUGCCCUCAUCACUCGUGGGGAAACCAGCAUUGAGAGGCACAUCAACAAAAAGGAGAGGCAGAGGCUGCAGAAGAAAGGCAAGGUGUUCAGGAACCCCUACAGUUUCGGCAGCUGGAAUAACUGGAAGGUGUUCUUGGGCGUGGACGUGCCAAGACACUGGCUCACCCGGGUCUUGCUGCCCUCUCCUCACCUGCCCCACGGAACAGGCCUGAGCUGGGACCUCCCGCCCUGCGUGAUGGAGCAGCGUGCACCGCUCCUGGCCAUCUGAGGCAUGGGGCCUGGGUGCUGUAGUUGUCCUUGCCCUGCAGGCAGGGAAGCGCAGGACCACCACUGUCGUCCUGUUUGGCCCAAGCGCCUGGCUUAAGGCAGGUGCUGGCACGUGCUGCCAGCUGGAGCCAGAGCCAUCGGGAACUCUUUGGACUGUAUCAAUGCCUGAACGCCUGCUCUCCUGGCUCUUUGGUGGCUGCAGGCAGCCCU
Molecule: messenger RNA, 2270 nt
Organism: Struthio camelus australis
Lineage: Eukaryota; Metazoa; Chordata; Aves; Struthioniformes; Struthionidae
Source: RefSeq, a predicted model, not a curated record